Dicentrarchus labrax (European seabass) is the source of this 2771-nucleotide messenger RNA. RefSeq names its product nuclear factor 7, ovary-like. The record is from RefSeq and is a predicted model, not a curated record. The transcript has 2 exons. Lineage: Eukaryota; Metazoa; Chordata; Actinopteri; Moronidae. The coding region runs from base 10 to 1551 and encodes 513 amino acids. Gene Ontology annotation, molecular function: zinc ion binding; protein binding.
ACAUGCCCAAUGAUGUUCAUGUCUGGUGACUGGGCUGGCCAGUCCUGGAGCACCUUGAUCUUCUUCGCCUUGAGGAACUCAGAUGGAAGUAUGCGAUGGAGCACCAUCCUGCUGCAAAAUUUGACCCCUUUUAUGGUUGGGAAUGUAAGAGCUGCACUCAGAGACAAAAUGGCUUCCAGAUUAGAGGAGGAUCUCUGCUGUCCGGUCUGUCAUGAUGUCUUUAGAGAUCCUGUUGUUCUGUCAUGCAGCCACAGUUUCUGUAAAGACUGUCUGAAGAGCUGGUGGACAGAGAAACAAACACGCGAGUGUCCAGUUUGUAAGAGGAGAUCUUCGAAGGCUGAUCCACCCUGUAAUCUGACUUUAAAGAACCUGUGUGAGAGUUUCUUACAGGAGAGAGAUCAGAGAUCUUCAGAGGGUCUCUGCAGUCUGCACUCUGAGAAACUCAAACUCUUCUGUCUGAACCAUCAGCAGCCAGUGUGUCUCGUCUGCAGAGAUUCAGAAAAACACUCCAACCACAGAUUCAGACCCAUCGAUGAAGCUGCUCGACAACACAAGAAGGAACUUGAGGAAACUCUGGAGCCCUUAAAGGAGAAGUUAAAGGUUUGUGAAGGAGUUAAAGUGAAGUUUGAUCAAACAGCAGAACACCUGAAGGUCCAGGCCCGACGCACAGAGAGGAAGAUUAAGAAGCAGUUUAAGAAGCUUCACCAGUUUCUAGAAGAGCAAGAGGAGGCCAGGCUGGCUGCACUGAGGGAGGAAGAGGAGCAGAAGAGUCAGAUGAUGAAGGAGAAGAUGGAGGCUCUGAGCAGAGAGAUAGCAGCUCUUUCAGACACAGUCAGAGCCACAGAGGAGGAGCUGAGAGCUGAAGACGUCUCAUUCCUGAACAACUACAAGGCUGCAGUGGAAAGAGUCCAGCAGCGCCCCCUGCUGGAGGAUCCACAGCUGCCCUCAGGAGCUCUGAUAGACGAGGCCAAACACCUGGGCAACCUGACCUUCAACAUCUGGAACAAGAUGAAGGACAUGGUCUCCUACAGUCCUGUGAUUCUGGAUCCAAACACUGCUUAUCCAUAUCUCAUCCUGUCUGAAGAUCUGACCAGUGUGAGAGUAGGAGAGGAACAGCAGCUUCCUGAUAAUCCAGAGAGGUUUGAUCAGUACUGGUCUGUUCUGGGCUCCGAGGGCUUUAACUCAGGGACUCACAGCUGGGAUGUCGAGGUUGGAGACAAUACAUACUGGUUACUGGGUGUGUUAGCAGAGUCUGUCCAGAGGAAGGGAAACAAACUGUCUGGAUUAUGGAGAAUACAGUUCUAUGGAGGUAAAUACUCAGCACGGUCACCAUCAGCUCCAUCAACUGGUCUCGUAGUUCAGAAGAAGGUCCAGAGGAUCAGAGUGAAUCUGGACUGGAAAAGAGGAAAGUUGUCGUUCUCUGAUCCUGAUACUAACACACACAUACACACCUUCACACACACUUUCACUAAGAGGAUGUUUCCAUACAUUUUCACUUGGGAUAAAGUCCCACUGAAGAUAUUACCAGUGAAGGUCAGUGUGACAGUGUAACAGAGCAGUUAGAGAUAAAGAGGAUGAUUAUAUUCAUCAUGUUUAUUUCUUGAAGAUAAAAGUCUCUGAAUUGAUCCUGUUAAACUGAAACCUGCUCCUCAUUAUUCCAACACUGCAGGAACAGACACAUAUUAUUAAAUAUAAUCAAAUGUUGACAAAAUAAUCUGCCAAUUGAGCUGAAUUUAAGAAUUUAAACCCUAAUUAGCAAAACAAAUCUUACAAUAAGACACAAUCUCUUCAAACAGCAUAAUAACAAGUGAAUUUGUCUUAAAUGAAGGAAUAAAAAACAUUCUUAUUAUUGUAUUUUUUUAUUACAAUAAUAAAAACUAAACAGCUGCUUCAUUUCCAACACUGGGACCAGACGACUUUCUCUGAAACUGAGAAGUUGUGUGAGUGCUCUUUCUACUGUUGUUACUGGUUAAAUCAAGCUCAAUAUUAGCUGUAAUAUCUUAUUAAGACAAAGUUACAUAUAUUUUAUUAAAAUCAGAUUCAAAAACAUGUUUGACAAGAUUAUUUUUCUAUUAGAACAAAAAUAAGACUCAAAAAUAAUUUCUCAGAAACAAGGAUUUUUUACUUUCUUGUAAUUAGUUUUUUGCACUGAAUAAUAUGUUUAUUAUUCUGAUUGUUUUUAUUUUCUUUUUGUUGUUAUUUAGUUUGAAAAUCACCUUUUUGUUUUUAUUGUCGACCUCAGAUGUAAAAUUGUUUCAUUUAGUUUCUGGUCUUUGUUUGGUUUUCUUUUCAUCGUUACUGUGUUAUUUUAAAUUUAUUUUUUAUUAUUUUGACUUGAAGACCAGCAACCAGUUUGUGGAAGCUGGUUGAUCCAAAUAAUUGAUACAAAUUAAUCAAUAACUGCAUGUUUGAGCAACAAAGUUUCCAGAUUGUUUAAUUCCACAUAUGAAAUGUUCACAAUGUGUAAAAUAUUUGUUUAAAUGAUCCAAAAUAUAUGAACAAUGUUCUGUUUGAUGUGAUGAAGUGGAGAUGAUUCAGUCUGUAACAGUGUUUUCAUUCAGUUUCCAUCAGUUGAAUUCUGCUGUUAGUCAUUCAGUCAGAGGAGAAGUUCUUCUAUUUAAGGUGGACGUCUCAUGUUUAAGGUGGAACGUCUCAGUUUGGGUUCAGACUGUAUGUAAUUUUGCUGAUUUCAGAACAUUAAUUAACAUUAAUGCUGAAUGUACAAUUACUCCUGUUUUUCAUCUGUAUAAUAAAAUAAUGUUUCUAGCUCA